AAAGGAAAGACCGGAAUCCGUCCAGAUCAGUCGAGUCAGGACUGUUCGACACGACGCGUUAACCUUUAAUCAUCAAACUGUUAAAAUUAAGAGCAUUUUGAUCGUAUUCAAUCAUGUUGGUUAAUUUUGGCACGUGUCUGCUGUUUGUUAUUGGCUCGUUAAUGAGCCGAUCAACUGAAGCUGGGCCAGUUCGCUCACCUCACUCUGGAUCCCGUUACUACGACACAGCCACGAUAGCAACGCCUAACUAUUACGCAGAGGCUCCGAAUUACUACCCCGCUCCAAGCUACGCCAGCACAACAGCUGCACCGAAAUACUACACCCGUGACACUGUUCAGUAUUUCGGGGCGCCAUACUACAAGUCGGCCGAUACUACCCCGUCUUAUUAUUCUCAGUACACCGAGUCUCCGAUAUACUACACUCCAAGAUACGCUACUACACUUGCUUCUAUUUACUACACCACUGAUGCGGCCAAGUAUUACGGAGCUGCAAUGUACUACACAGCGGCUAAACCAAUCUCUUGCGAUGGGUCAAACUACUACACCGAGGCCCCUAAGUACUACCCUACACCAGAUCCUAUUACUAAAAAUGGACCACCCUCCAGCGUGACAUCACCUGCCCUACUGCUUGCUUCACCUACCACUACACCUACCCCGACCACUACUACACCUACCCCGACCACUACUACCCCUGCUCCGACCACUACUACUGUACCAACCACUACUAGCCCUCCUCCGACUACUACCCCUGCUCCGACCACUACUACUCCGACCACAACCUCCGCCGCUAUUAGAACUGGCCCAACGGUAGCCGCUCCGCCCUACUACACCAGUGAAGCAAUCAAAUAUUACGUAGCUCCAGCUCCUCCCCCGUUUUACUACCCGGAUGGAACUUACUACACCGGAACUCCGUCUGCUUCGGAUGACGCUCAUCACUACCUCGAGCCAAUCUAUUCCUCCUUCGUUUCCCCUGGCUAUUACCCUGAGGCUCAUCGUUCAGCCGCAAGCUACUACGAUGCUGAAGCUUACGGACUUCAUCGUUACAGCAAAGUUCAAUCGGGACAAGCACGGGACUAUGCUUCCUAUUACGCGGGACCGUUCAAAUACGUCGCACAACCUGAUUAUGUUUAUGGCCGUGGUCAUUGAACGCAUUUUUUUGGCUCAUUUCUAUCCGUUCGUUUAUCUGUUAUCUACAAACAUUGGUGUACAGCAUCGUUAUUGGCUUGUUUAUAAUUACACACUGAUGAAAUAAAUGGCUGUUGGAACGCAAA
Messenger RNA from Daphnia magna, 1270 nucleotides. Its product is annotated as DNA-directed RNA polymerase II subunit RPB1. The transcript has 2 exons. The coding region runs from base 114 to 1145 and encodes 343 amino acids. NCBI's taxonomy places the organism in Eukaryota, Metazoa, Arthropoda, Branchiopoda, Diplostraca, Daphniidae. The record is from RefSeq and is a predicted model, not a curated record.